UAAACUAGCUGUCUUAUAUAAAUGUACUCAGUGUUAUUAGAAAAGAAAACGACUGACUACUUCAAUACCCAUGCCAAUAAAUGACUUAUCAAACUAGUGAAAUUCAAAUGUACAACAACUUACUAGGCCAAUGAGAUUUGAGUUUAACGUACAUUUAAGGACGGAGGAGGGGUUUAAGAAAACAUUUUGCUUUAAAAAUUAUAAUCGAGUGGAACGCUCUUAAGUAUUUAACAUUUAGUCAAAAAGAUAGUCUUUCAGUUGGAAUAAAUAUAUAGAAAGUUAAAAAUUAAAAAAAAACUGCAGACGUUUUGAUGCGCGGAGACAAUAUUGUCAGCUAUAGUAUAAUAAAGAAGUACAUGUAUUUCAACUCCAAAACUGGUUUUAUACAUAUUGAAUAUUGAACCAAGACUAAGUGUAUAUACUAAAAGUCAAACACGACAGAAACGUAUAAUAAAUGUGAACUCCUGACUUUAAGAUGGAACAAUUCCGCAUUCUCACCGGACUUAUAUUCUGGAUGAUAUUUUUACAAGCAACAGUCGUUUUUACUUGUCCAACAAACUGCAGAUGCAGAGGAAAGGCAGCAAAAUGUGUAACUGGGUUUUCUUCAUUUCCAAUCGGUCUAGAUGCAACAACCGAGUACCUCGGCAUAUCUGGUUCCGAAUCCCAACAAAACAAUAUUUCGGUGAUACGUCAGGCAGAUUUCUCGAAAGUAGGAAGUCUAUUUUCUCUAGCUAUUACUUUCAGUGGUGUACAGCAUGUAGAGGACGAGGCAUUUUCCAACCUCCGAAAUUUGCACGUUCUAAAUCUAGCAAACAAUGACAUUCAAGAAUUGUCAGCAAAUUCGUUCAAAGGACUAUCAGGGCUGAAUUCAUUGGAUUUGUCAGGAAAUAAAUGCGGCUUUAAUAAAACUAUAUUUAGAUAUAUUGGUAGUGUUGAGCACUUAAAUCUUGGAGACAUGAACAUCAAAGUCCUACAAAAUGGAUUAUUUGACUUUGUGCCGAUGCUGAAAAAUCUACGGUUGUACCUGAACGGGAUAUCGAAGAUACCUACAAAUGUCUUUUCACCACUCAAAUCCUUGGGAUACUUAGAUAUAAGUUCCAAUCAACUGUCGGGAAUUCAAGAUGAAUUGAAACCUACUUUCAUAAAAAUACAUUUAAAUCUUGGAGAAAAUCCCUGGCAAUGUAACUGUCAGUUGCUAUGGUUACGUGAACUUCCAGGAAGUACCAUUCACGGUAUGAUUGACUCCAAAGAAGUAGUCUGCAAUGGCCCGUCAAACUUGAAAUAUGCAUCUUUCAGUUCUAUUCCUGACAAUAUGUUUCACUGCGUUCCAAUCAAAAUAAAAGAAUGUGAAAAUAUAAGCCAUUCCCUAGAAGUACAGAAAACAGUUUUACUGUCUUGCUUGUUUGAAGGUGAUCCAAAACCGGAGGUUAAAUGGAUACGUCCAGAUGGCUUUGAAAUCGUCGGUAGAGGAACUGUCAAUGGAAGUUACGAACUGUUCGAGAAUGGAACACUCUUUAUCAAUAAUGUGACUGGGUACGAUCACGGCGAGUGGAUGGUAGCAGCGUAUAACAAAUCAACACACGUGGAUAAACGCAUUAAAAUAAAUGUGAUCACACUCUCAACUUCUACAGCCGUCUAUUCAUCUGAAGCGUUGUCAACAGAAAAGAAAACCAUUUCUUCAGUAUCUGCUCCAACUUCGACGACAAAGAACUCUUCAACGGAAUUAAACUUGAUAAAGUCAGAAGCAUCAAUGGCCAUUACCAGAACACCACAUUACUUCGCGACAGAGGGCCUAAAAUCGAGUUCCAUGAGACUUUCGUGCAGUGUUUAUUAUGUCAUUAUGACGAUGAUUAUCUUCUGCUAUGUGGGCAAGAUAUAGAAACGGUUAACAUAAAUCUAAGAUAUCAUGUUUGUUAUGUCUAUUUCAAUUUUAUACUAUUUUCAAACAUAUAUUGACAAAGCUGUUUUUACUAUUGUAUGGUUGUGAAACAAAUAUCAGAUAAUGGGCGAAAACGAUGAAAAAGAUCUAUCUGUUCCUGUGAUUUAGGAAAUUCUUACUAUUUUGAUUACCUAUAAUUUUCAUUUUCGGAGAUGAAGCAAAUUUGGAAAACAUACAAAUUUGUUAAAAGUGUCCUGCUCUAUUAGAAGAUAUAAUGGCAAGACUGCACUAUAUUUAGAGCAAUUAUUUUUGAUUUAAGGUGUAUGGAGACAGCACUUUUUUACAAAGACAUAUCAGUUAUACGGUUUUAGUUUUGGUGUAUCAGUAUUUAUAUCACAAUUAAUUUUAUCACUGUAGUACUCUGUGCAAUUCAAUUGUUACCAACAUAUUCAAAAAGAGGACGUGCGCGGAUUUUUCUUUAAAAAAAAUGAUGAUAGUGCACUAGAAUCAAACGACAAAAUAUUGAUAUAUAAAAAAUAUUGUAAUGAAACAUACAUGGCUACUAAAUGCAGAUUUUUUGGAGUAACAGAAGCACAUGUUGCUGACAUGGGGCGUUUCAAAACUGUUUAGAUACAGGUUGUAAUUA
This is a messenger RNA of Mercenaria mercenaria, 2525 nucleotides long. Its product is annotated as leucine-rich repeat and fibronectin type-III domain-containing protein 5-like. The record is from RefSeq and is a predicted model, not a curated record. The coding region runs from base 476 to 1879 and encodes 467 amino acids. The transcript has a single exon. Lineage: Eukaryota; Metazoa; Mollusca; Bivalvia; Venerida; Veneridae. Gene Ontology annotation, molecular function: protein binding.